Messenger RNA from Sparassis crispa, 2121 nucleotides. Its product is annotated as Serine/threonine-protein kinase prp4. The record is from RefSeq and is a predicted model, not a curated record. Bases 1 to 2121 code for a protein of 706 amino acids. The transcript is spliced from 9 exons. Gene Ontology annotation, molecular function: ATP binding; protein serine/threonine kinase activity. Lineage: Eukaryota; Fungi; Basidiomycota; Agaricomycetes; Polyporales; Sparassidaceae. Gene Ontology annotation, biological process: peptidyl-serine phosphorylation; mRNA cis splicing, via spliceosome; peptidyl-threonine phosphorylation.
AUGGACCCUCGGGAUUGGAGGGACGUUCACCUGAGGUCUCCACGGAGAAAGCCACCACAUAGCAGGAGGGAGAGUUCCGGCAGGCGUGACAGCAUUGACAGACGCCCCCGAGGCGAUUAUGUCGUACGCAGCAGAGAGUACGACUCCAGGCAUUCGGGCGACUACGGGAGAGAUAGAGACAGGCGUGACAACCAGGAGAGGGAGCGCGACAGAGACUACCAUUCACGAAGAGAAGAUGUGCGGCGAGAUGAUCAGCGAAGAGAUGACAAUCGUAGACGUACCCCGCCGGCGCCACGGGAGCAUCACUCGGCAGGACCCUCGAACGAUCGCCCUCAUGCUCCCCGAGACGAGUCAGAGAAAGAAGAAGGCGAGAUCUCUCCCAGGCCAAGUCGUGGGCCUACCCCAGUGCCUUCGCAGCCGACUCGUGCGCCUUCACCGCUUCCUCAGGAGAAACCACAACCCCAGCCUGAGCACGAGAUGGAGCUGGACUUGUCCGGUUCCCCACCCUCUGCGGAGACGACUUUAGCUGCACGUCGCGCCAAGCGAAGGGCGAUCUUGGCAAAAUAUGCUGGAAUUGCCAGCACUUCUGUUAGUCAAACGGCAUCCCCCAGCCCAGGGCCUACCAGUGCGGUUGAACCGCCAACCGCCUUUUCCUCUGUCUCUAAUCCGGUGUCUCACAUUAAUAGCAUCGAUGGUACUCCUGGCGUAUCCGAAGCACCUACAGAAGGUAAAAUUAGUAAGCGGGAAUCUGAAUCUGUGUCACCUACACCUGCCUCCUUUUCUCUCGCAAAGGACGGCGACGAGGAAGACGUGCAGGCGAAGGCCCAAGCGCAGAAUGGCGUUCACGAACAAAUUUCUGCCGCAGACUACGAUCCAAGUUUGGAUCGCCGCGAAGACGAACAGAAGCGUGUUCGUGUCAAAGAGGAGCCAACGUCUAAUGUCGAGGAUGUAGAGGAGAUUGAGGUGGAAGAGGAUGAAAUUGACGACAUGUUUGCGGCGGUGACAUCCGAGAAGAAUGUCAAGAAAGUCAAGAAAAUAGUGAGGACAGCUGCUCCGGCUCUAAUAACCACAACCCUAGACUCCGCUGCCGAUCCAGAAGGAUAUUACCAAAUAAUCUUGGGCGCGCAGCUUGAUGGUGGGCGUUAUCAAGUAUAUUCGUCACUGGGAAAGGGCAUGUUUGCAAAUGUGGUGAGAGCUCGUGUAAUCCACGGAGAGGUUGGCGACGCCGGUAAGGAAGUUGCCAUUAAGAUAGUGCGUUGUCAAGAGUCAAUGUACCGAGCGGGUCUGAAAGAAGUUCAGAUAUUGAACAAACUGAAGCAGGCAGAUCCGGAGGACAAGAAACAUAUCGUUCGUUUAGAGCGGACCUUCGAACACCGUGGCCAUCUUUGUCUCGUCUUUGAGUCCUUAAGCAUGAAUCUGAGGGAUGUAGUGAAGCGAUUUGGUAAAGAUGUCGGUCUGAACAUCAAAGCGGUACGCGCUUAUGCUCAUCAGCUUUUCCUUGCUAUGAGUCUAUUGCGGAAGUGCAACAUCAUGCACGCUGACAUUAAGCCUGAUAAUAUCUUGGUAAAUGAACACAAGACUCUGCUCAAACUCUGUGAUCUCGGUUCGGCAUCAGAUGCAUCCGAGAAUGAGAUAACGCCUUACCUCGUCAGCAGAUUCUAUCGUGCCCCAGAGAUCAUUCUUGGAGUACCGUAUGACCCUGCUCUGGAUAUCUGGUCCAUCGGUUGCACUUUGUACGAGCUCUACACUGGCAAGAUUCUUUUCCCAGGACGAUCAAACAACCAGAUGUUACUUCUUAUGAUGGAAUUGAAGGGUCGCUUCAAUACCAAGAUGAUCAAGAAGGCGAAGUUCGGAGAGAUGUACUUCGAUGAGUUGGGCGGGUUUGGCAACAUCGAACAGGACCGCGUGACAGGAUCGAACGUUGUCCGUAAAGUCCACAUUACAACGCCUACGCGGGAUCUCCGUCAGCGUUUAAUGCCACCUACAUCGGUCAAGCUCAAAGACGAUGAAGCGAAGUUGCUUUCCUCCUUCGUAGAUUUGCUUGAUAAGUGCUUGGCUCUGGACCCUGCGAGAAGGAUUACACCGAAAGAGGCGCUGUUACAUCCUUUCAUCAGAGGUUAA